Molecule: messenger RNA, 580 nt
Organism: Macroventuria anomochaeta
Lineage: Eukaryota; Fungi; Ascomycota; Dothideomycetes; Pleosporales; Didymellaceae
Product: ribosomal protein S8
Exons: 2
Coding region: 51-443 (130 amino acids)
Biological process (GO): translation
Cellular component (GO): ribosome; cytosolic small ribosomal subunit
Molecular function (GO): structural constituent of ribosome
Source: RefSeq, a predicted model, not a curated record
AGAUACCUCAGUCGCCCCUCGCCAUUGAGAAUCUUCGAUAAACCGCCAAAAUGGUCAAGACCUCCGUCCUCAACGAUGCGCUCAACGCCAUCAACAACGCCGAGAAGGCCGGCAAGCGCCAGGUCAUGAUCCGCCCUUCCUCCAAGGUCAUUGUCAAGUUCUUGACCGUCAUGCAGCGUCACGGCUACAUUGGCGAGUUCGAGGAGGUCGAUGACCACCGCAACGGCAAGAUCGUUAUCCAGCUUAACGGCCGCAUCAACAAGACCGGUGUCAUCUCUCCCCGUUACAACGUCCAGCUCCGCGAUAUGGAGAAGUGGGUCGUCAAGCUCCUGCCCUCGCGUCAAUUCGGUUACAUCGUCCUGACCACCUCCGCCGGUAUUAUGGACCACGAGGAGGCCCGCCGCAAGCACGUUGCUGGCAAGAUCCUCGGUUUCUUCUACUAGACUAGUUUUGGAUUGCGCGAUGUGGAGGGAUGCAUAUACCCGGGCUUAGCUAGGCACGAGAAUUGUUUGGCUAGACAACCAUCACGGCCAUGCUAGACGAAAGAAUGACCAAAAGUUCAUGACAGUCAAAAAGACGC